AUGUCUCAAACCAAGACAGGCCGCAGACGGCGCUCCAGCAGCAUCAUCUACCAGGAGCCGCAGGAAUCCAUCGAGCAUACCAGCGACCAAGCCGCCCUGCCGAACCUAAACGCCAACUGGGUAAAUGCGAAAGGUGCCUGGACCAUCCACUUCGUCCUCAUCAUCGCCCUCAAGAUCUUCUACGAUAUCAUACCCGGUGUCUCCCAGGAGACUUCAUGGACCCUCACCAACAUAUCCUACAUGUUCGGCUCCUUCCUCAUGUUCCACUGGGUCCGUGGCGUACCCUUUGAGUUUAACGCCGGCGCCUACGACAACCUUAAUAUGUGGGAGCAAAUUGACAAUGGCGACCAGUACACCCCAGCCAAAAAGUUCCUCCUCAGCGUUCCAAUAGUCCUGUUUCUCCUCAGCACCCACUACACGCAUUACGACUUGACAUAUUUCAUUAUCAAUUUCUUGGCAGUCCUUGGUGUCGUUAUUCCAAAGCUUCCGAUAUCUCACCGCAUGCGGAUUGGUUGGUUCGUUGAGGAGGACGAGGAUUCGUAG
This is a messenger RNA of Coccidioides posadasii C735 delta SOWgp, 543 nucleotides long. It is a transcript of the gene ORM1, whose product is annotated as sphingolipid homeostasis protein orm1. The record is from RefSeq and is a predicted model, not a curated record. NCBI's taxonomy places the organism in Eukaryota, Fungi, Ascomycota, Eurotiomycetes, Onygenales, Onygenaceae. Gene Ontology annotation, biological process: intracellular sphingolipid homeostasis; sphingolipid biosynthetic process; ceramide metabolic process. Gene Ontology annotation, cellular component: endoplasmic reticulum membrane.